AACAACUUGAAAUUGUCACUUGAUUAAUUUAUUAAAAAUGGCGGAAGGGGGUGGUGUGAAUAUUAAUACUUGCGUUCUUCACGACGAAGAAUUUGAUUUUCCUUGUACAAUGUGUUUAAAGAAAAACAGAAACAAAGAAGCAAAAUAUUUCUGUGUUGAUUGUAAUGACAAUUACUGCGAUAUAUGUAUCAAAGUUCAUGACGAAGUGCCUGCACUUUCUAGACAUAGAAAAGAACAAAUUACGCUGUCAUCACCACCAACAAAAACAGACUCGGGUAUGAGUUAUGUUUCAACAGAAAAGUGUGAUUUACACCGUCAAAAUUUUAUUGAUAUGUACUGCCGCGACCAUGAUUAUGUUGGAUGUGGAACCUGUAUAGCUGUUGAUCAUAAACAAUGUGAGAACACAUUUUAUAUACCAGAAUAUUUGAAGACAAAGAAAAGGAUUUCGACAAACGAUGUAAAAAAGAAAACAGCUGAAUGUAUAUCACAUCUAAAAGAUUAUCUAAAAGAUCUGGAACAGAAGAAGCAAAAACUUCUGAAUAACAAAGCUUCAACACUUCACUCUAUAAGUCAGUUUAGAAAAGAAAUAAAUGAUAGGCUGGAUGAACUGGAAAAGAAAACAGUAGCUGACGCAGUUACAAGAUUCAAUGGUACCAUAGCCAAGUUAGAUAACAAAAUGAAAAAAUGUGAAGCAAUGAAAACUAAAUUAGUGUCAAUAAAAGACAAUAUCAAGACGAAUGAAGAGAAUAAGGUCCAUAAGUUUGUAAGUGUCACAAAAGCUAACGAUAUGACUAGGCAAGCCAGAAGAGAUAUGUAUGGGUCUACAGUUUUAACUAAUGACCUUUGUCUGAAUUUGGACCAUAAUCUACUAUCAAUGCUGACGAAAAUAGAUUCUCUUGGAACAUUUGGCCAGAAGGAGCAAACGGCUAUGCUUAGAGUUGGCAAAAGCGGUAUAUUUUGUAUCAAGUUAGACAGCGAUGAAGAAGAUUGCAGCAUAACAAGUGCAUGUGUACUUCAUAAUGGGACAGUUGUGUUGUCUGACGCUGGAAAUAAAAAACUGAAACGUUUAGAAUGUUGUACCUUUACUAUUGUAGACUACUGUGAACUACAAGAAGAACCAAUGCAAGUAUGUGCAACUACUAUGGAUGAGCUAGCAGUGACUUUACCGUUUCAGAGGGAAGUGCAGUUUGCUACUUGUGACGAAUUGACUCUGACACGGGCAAUAAAAACUGACUUUGAAUGUUGUGGUCUGGCUUUUGCUAAAGGUAACUUGUACAUAUCUGAUAGAAGUGUAUUUGUGUAUGUAUAUAGUUUAUCUGGACGAAAGCUGCAACAGUUCAACAUAGAUCAACCAGGAGACCAAUUAUACCGGUAUAUAAACAGUAUGUCUAUCAGUCAUGAUGGAUCUAGAAUAUAUAUCGCGGACGGGUAUAACGAACUAAUAAUACUCGAGGGAAAAGGGACCGCUGUUGGAAAUUUUAAAGACCAAGUUUUAUCCGAGCCAUCGGGGAGCUGUGUAACGGAGGAAGACAGUCUGCUUGUUUGCGGAUGUUCCUCUAACAAUGUCCUACAAUUCAGGAGAGAUGGUGAACUUCUUGGAGAAGUGUUGAAAGCAGACGAUAGUCGAACUGGCAUGCAAGCAAUUUGUUGUACCCAACAUACAGACCAGAUGCUGAUUGGAAGUAAUUCGAACAAUAUAAAGGUUUUCGAUUUGGAAAUAUUAUCAUAUACCUAAUCUUAUUAAGGAUAUAUGUAACUAUUUUGAGCUAAUUCAUAAUAAUUGCAAGACCGAAUGUGUAAUGUAACAUAACAUUUAUAACAGUAAACUAGUGUACAUUUGAUGAAACAAUUUUUAAACAAGAAUGUAAAAGCUGUAAAGAACAUUUAUGUUGUACAGUACGAAUAUGAAUGAAGGUGUUUAUAAACGCGGUUGAGUAUAAACAUUACGGGAAUCAGUAUGACCGACAGAUAGGUAUAUCAAUCUCUGCUUAAAUCGUUUAAUUGUUUGAGAGCAAGUUUAUACGUGUCACAAAUCUUACAAAGGUCGUGUUUGAUUCCUCAUUGUAUAACAACAAUGUAACAACAUAUUGAAAACGUAUUAAUAAGUUGUUUUCUAGAGACGUUAUAACUACCGUAUUGAGGUGUUGGACACUUUUGUGAUAUAACAUGGCAGCAAAAGCUUAUUAAUUUAGUUUUACACAUCACAUCUGGUGUUAUAUUAGUCAAAUAUACUUUAUUUUUUAAACACAAAUAUGAAAUACAAAUAUGAAAGUGGGCGGAGUCCAGUUUACUUUUAUGACAGAU
Molecule: messenger RNA, 2304 nt
Organism: Ruditapes philippinarum (Manila clam)
Lineage: Eukaryota; Metazoa; Mollusca; Bivalvia; Venerida; Veneridae
Exons: 2
Coding region: 38-1735 (565 amino acids)
Biological process (GO): positive regulation of DNA-templated transcription
Cellular component (GO): chromatin; nucleoplasm
Molecular function (GO): ubiquitin-protein transferase activity; zinc ion binding
Source: RefSeq, a predicted model, not a curated record